ACAGUGUUGCUGUGAAGACGGAAGUGACAGCAGGACUUCCCUCUGACCAAUAAUUCAAUCCUUUUUGGAAACAGUUGCAGGACUACACCGCCGGGCUUGUCCAGACAUGUCUACUGCGUACAAAAACAGAAUACAGGAAUUCAAAGUGGCCCUGAGUGAAGAGAACAUAGACUUGAAGACACUGAGGGAGCUGUGCUUCAAUGGAGUCCCAUUUGAAGGAGGCAUACGAGCACUGUGCUGGAAAAUCCUUCUUAAUUACCUACCUCUGGAUCAGACAUUAUGGGAUUCUUUCCUCAAAAAGCAGAGGGAGGUGUACUCCCAGUUCUUGAAAGAAAUGAUCAUUCAGCCUGGUAUUGCCAAAGCUAACCUGGGCCUGUCCAGAGAAGAUGUGACUAUGGAGGACCACCCUCUGAAUCCCAACCCAGACAGCAGGUGGAAUAACUACUUCAAAGAUAAUGAAAUUCUACUACAGAUCGACAAGGAUGUAAGGCGGCUGUAUCCAGACAUGGCGUUCUUCCAGCGUCCUACAGAAUACCCCUGCCAACUUAUCCUGGACCCUCAGAACGAUUAUGAGACGCUGCGUCGGCGAGUGGAACAAACCACUCUGAAAGCACAAACUGUGAAUCGCAACCGCAGCGGAGUCACAAAUGUCAGCUCCCCUGGAAAAUCUUUGAACCUGUACCCAUCUAAUGAGUACGAGGUGCUGCCCAAUGGGACUGAGGCCCACUGGGAGGUGGUGGAGCGUAUCCUCUUCAUCUACGCCAAACUCAACCCCGGGAUCGCCUACGUGCAGGGCAUGAACGAGAUCGUCGGGCCGAUUUACUACACGUUCGCCACGGACCCUAACAGCGAGUGGAAAGAGCACGCUGAGGCAGACACAUUCUUCUGUUUCACCAACCUGAUGUCUGAGAACAGAGACAACUUCAUCAAGAGCCUGGAUGACUCCCAGUGUGGAAUCACCUACAAGAUGGAGAGCGUGUACUCCAUGCUCAAAGACAAAGACAUGGAGCUCUAUCUCAAACUGGAAGAGCAGAACAUCAAACCGCAGUACUUCACAUUCCGCUGGCUGACCCUGUUGUUGUCUCAGGAGUUUCUGCUGCCAGACGUAAUCCGCAUCUGGGACACCCUGUUUUCGGACCAGGACCGCUUCCACUUCCUCAUCCUGGUCUGCUGCGCUAUGCUCAUACUCAUCAGAGACAACCUGCUGGCAGGAGACUUCACAGUCAAUAUGAGAUUACUGCAGGAUUACCCCAUCUCAGAUGUCCACACCAUCUUGAUCAAGGCCAAAGAGCUGCAGGAUAACUCCUAACUUCUCACUCUUUUUCCUCCUGCUUCCUCAGCUCAGACGUGGUAGGUGGGAUUUCAAACAUUUAAAAAAAGAAAAA
Messenger RNA from Scomber scombrus (Atlantic mackerel), 1385 nucleotides. RefSeq names its product TBC1 domain family, member 13 (gene tbc1d13). The transcript has 12 exons. Lineage: Eukaryota; Metazoa; Chordata; Actinopteri; Scombriformes; Scombridae. Gene Ontology annotation, molecular function: GTPase activator activity. Gene Ontology annotation, biological process: activation of GTPase activity; intracellular protein transport. The record is from RefSeq and is a predicted model, not a curated record. Bases 107 to 1309 code for a protein of 400 amino acids.